AUGAAACUGAGUGAGGGUCUUAGAGAUGAGGUUAUCACAGAAAACAUGUUCCAUCAAGAGGAUGGUGAAGUUGUUGAUGAGAUGAAUUUGAUGGUUGUAUACGGGCCUAAGAAUCCCCCAAAAUAUUGCAGGAGCAGAGAAGACACCAACAUGCCAGCUGAGGAAGUCCCGGAGGCGGAAAAGAGAAAGAGUGUCGAGUCUGCUUCUGGAAAGGACAAAUCUGGUAGCAGCAAAAAAGCAGGUGUGGAGAGACCUUAUUAUGAAUUAGAGAAGAAGCUACAGGAUUCAGAUGGAACACCAAUGUCUUUUCCACUAGGCCUUUUGAACGCCAUCACAUGUAAUUUUUCUACUGAGUCAAUCCUUGGUGAAGGUGGGUUUGGAGCAGUAUACAAGGGAGUUCUUUCAAGUGGGAAAAUUAUUGCUGUAAAGAAGCUUUUUGAAAUACAUCUAAAAGAGAAUGCAUUCCAGAAUGAAGUAUGUUAUCUUAUGGGGAUUAAGCACCCAAAUGUAGUACAGUUACUAGGUCACUGUGCAGAAUCAAAUUGGGAAACGAUGGAGUUCCCAAGUGGUAGUGGGAACUAUAUCCUCGCUGAAAGACAGAAAAGGUUGAUCUGCUUCGAGUAUGUAUGCAACAAAAGCCUCGACAAACAUAUUUCUGAUGAAUCUUCGGGCCUUGAGUGGAAUACGAGAUACGAGAUAAUCAAGGGGAUUUGCAACGGGCUGCAUUUCCUUCAUGAAGAAUGUUGUAUGGUUCAUCUGGAUCUUAAGCCAGAAAAUAUAUUGAUGGACUCUACUAUGAUGCCGAAAAUAGCCGAUUUUGGUUUGUCAAGGAUCUUUGGCGAGCAGCAAUCACGAAUUAUCACUAAUAAUAAAGAGGGAACACUUGGAUAUAUGGCGCCGGAGUACUUAGUCCGAGGUAUAGUAUCGAACAAGGCAGAUAUCUUCAGUCUGGGGGUCAUAGUCAUAGAGAUAAUCACAGGUGGUAGGAACUACCCAUGGGACUAUUCAUAUUUCCAGCAAGAUAGUCCCCACCAUACUGAUCCAUCUUUCCAGCAGUUCAUGGAGAAAGUGCUUGGAAGUUGGAAGAACAAAUUUUCAACCACACCAAACUAUAAACCAGUGGAAAAAUACACCCAACAAGUAAAACAAUGUGUCACCAUAGCCCUAAAAUGUGUGGACCCUAGUAUGGAGAAAAGACCUAAUGCAAAGGAUAUAAUUGAGGAGCUUAAGGCACUAGACCAGGUUGAUUGGUGCCUCUCCGAUGUGAGAAGAUACCCAAAUUUCGUCAGAUGUAUGCCCAACUUUGUUCUGAAUUCCAUGACAACCUUUCGUCAUUCCCUCCCGAAGAACCAGCGGGUGGUGAAGAGAUCAACGUUCAGUAAAAGCGUGUGCUGUCAAACAAAUGUCAUCAAGCUUUUGAAGGUGCCAACUGGCCCUGACCAGGAGACUGAGAGAAGUGAGAAAGGAAGAAUUUUCAAACCAGGAAAUAUUCUUCUAACUGGUGAGCUACUCGAGCAAGAGAUGGUACCUGAGAAGACUAGGGCUGAGGCUUGA
Aegilops tauschii subsp. strangulata is the source of this 1554-nucleotide messenger RNA. Lineage: Eukaryota; Viridiplantae; Streptophyta; Magnoliopsida; Poales; Poaceae. The record is from RefSeq and is a predicted model, not a curated record.